CUCCUUUCCUUCCGCUUUGCUUCCCUUUUGGCCCCAGCGACUCGCCAUAGCCCGUGUAGAGGCAUUCGCUAGUUGGCGUGAUGGCUACUGGGGCGCCAGAUUCUCAAGCGCGGUUCGGUCAGUCCGUAAAGGGGCUUCUCACGGAGAAAGUGAACACCUGUGGUACUGACGUGAUCGCGCUCACCAAGCAGGUGCUGAAGGGGUCCCGGAGCUCCGAGCUGCUAGGUCAAGCAGCUCGAAACAUGGUACUACAGGAAGAUGCCAUCUUGCAUUCCGAAGAUAGUUUAAGGAAAAUGGCGAUAAUAACAACACAUCUUCAGUAUCAGCAAGAAGCUAUUCAGAAGAAUGUUGAACAGUCAUCAGAUCUACAAGACCAGCUGAAUCAUCUGUUGAAAUAAAAUGGCAUAUAAAUGGGCAAUAGCACUUCCUUCGCCUAAUGCUGAGGAAGAAAUAGCAUACACAACCAUUAUGCUUUGGGUUUGGCUUUUUAUUUUCUUCUCUAAAAGUUAAGUUUUCAAAGAUUUGUGUUGAUGUAAAGUUUCUCUGGGAAAGAAACAGAGACCUCUGUUGGAAACACUGUUGAAUCGGACUUACCCAUGCUCUUAUUGAAGUUUUUAAGUUGCUCUGUUUAAUUGUUUAAAUUAAAAGACAUCUUAGUUUUUCUGAAAGAAUUUUUUAGACAGUAUGUUGCUAUAUUGUGCAGGCUGAUCUGGAACGCCAGGCCUCAAGCAGUCUUCCUGUCUCAGCCUCCCUAGUAGCCAGGAUUAUAGGUUCCAGCCACU
Otolemur garnettii (small-eared galago) is the source of this 782-nucleotide messenger RNA. It is a transcript of the gene BORCS7, whose product is annotated as BLOC-1 related complex subunit 7. The coding region runs from base 81 to 398 and encodes 105 amino acids. The record is from RefSeq and is a predicted model, not a curated record. NCBI's taxonomy places the organism in Eukaryota, Metazoa, Chordata, Mammalia, Primates, Galagidae. The transcript is spliced from 5 exons. Gene Ontology annotation, cellular component: BORC complex.